GCUCCGUGGGCUCCUCUAGAUCCAUAUCCUGCAGAUCAAGAUUGUCCUUUCCCUCCCUAAGCUACACCCCAGUCUCUGGGUGGUCAAAGGGACUCAUCGGGGGACAGCACGAUGUCCUGCUUCCCACUCCGUGUACUGUUGGUGCUGUUAAUGCAGGGGUCACUGUCUGGCACUCACACCUGUCCCCCGCAAUGUGUCUGUGAGACUCGUCCAUGGUUCACCCCCCAGUCAGUCUACCACGAGGCCCGCACGGUGGAUUGCAAUGACCUGCUGCUGACUCACGUGCCCAGCAAUCUCUCCUCGGACACGCAAGUUCUUCUGCUGCAGAGCAACAAGAUAUCCAAAGUCAAUGGGGAGCUUCAGCACCUGUCCAACCUGACGGAGCUCGACCUGUCACAGAACCACUUCUCCAGGAUUAGUGACGCCGGGUUGGCGAACCUCUCCCGCCUCAUUACUCUUUACUUGGAGGAAAACCAGGUGGAGGAGCUGCCUGACCACUGCUUGAGUGACCUGGCCUCUCUCGAGGAACUGUACAUAAACCACAACCGCAUCUCCUCCAUUGAGCCCCUGGCGUUUGCCGGCUUGACCAGUCUGCUCCGGCUGCACCUCAACGCCAAUCGUCUCCGUGCCAUCGACCACCGCUGGUUCCUCUCGCUCCCCAACUUGGAGAUCCUGAUGAUUGGAGAGAACCCCAUCUCCCAACUACAAGCCGGUAGCUUCCGCCCACUGGGACGGCUUCACAGCCUCGUCUUGGCUGGGAUGGAGCUAAGGGAGAUCCCCUCAGAUGCUUUCCAAGGGCUGGACUACCUGGAGAGUUUGUCCUUCUUUGAUAACCACCUGACACAUGUCCCCACUGGGGCCCUGAAAGGUCUGCCUCUCUUGAAGUUCCUGGAUCUCAACAAGAACCCUAUCGCGGAGGUGCAGGCAGGGGACUUCCAGGACAUGCUACACCUGGAGGAACUAAGCCUCAAUGGCAUGGAGGAACUGACAGGCAUUCACAAAGGUGCUUUUGAGAACCUUCCAGAGCUGGCCAAGCUCGAACUGUGCAACAACCCACGUCUGUCCUACUUGCAUCCUGGUGCAUUCCAGGAGGUGCCUGCUCUUCGCACUUUGCUUGCUAGCAAUACAGCCCUCAGUCUCCUCCCGCUAGGGGUGACAGAUGACUUGCCCGCCUUGGCUGAGCUCAGUUUUUACGGGAACCCACUGCGCUGCGAUUGCCCAGAGGCUUGGCAACCGUUAGCCACGGGGGCCAUUCGGUUGAUUGAGUCCCAAAGUACUCUCUGCAGCUCACCUGCAAUAGCUGCCGGGCAACAACUCCAGGAAGCCCUGAAAAAUGGCAUGGUAGGAGCUUGCUUGCCGGACAUAUCCUCCAAGGGCCUCCCGGAGCAGCUGGAGGUACCCUCGGGCUCGACAGUAGCUUUGGAUUGCCAGGUCAGCUCAGAACCACCAGCACAGCUCCACUGGAUAGCACCAUCUGGGGAAAAAGUAACCACAGGGACAGGGAAGCUGCACCUGAGGGUAGGGGGAACCCUAGAGAUAACCUCGAUCAGCCCAGGAGACUCCGGAAUCUACACUUGUGUGGCAUGGAAUGUACUGGGCUCCACCAGCCAGACCGUGGCCGUGGCUGUGAUCAGUGAAAGACCCGUCACCCCCGCCAGGCUGCUGGUCCUUGCUAAGAAGGUACAGUCACAUUUUGUGGUGGUGGAGUGGUCGACAUCCUUCUCAGAUGGGCAGGGAAAUGAGAGGGGUGGCGGGUCAGUGACUGCCCAGCCACCUCCUCCUUCUCUGUGGUCCUCGGCGACCAUGCGCAUCCAUAACCCCCACUUGAGCUACACAGCACGGGUUCCGGUGGGUAUCCGGGAAUUCAACCUCACACACUUGCAGCCUGCCACCCGUUAUGAGAUUUGCCUCACCGUCAUGUCUUCCAUCCCCAAGGCUUCAGAGAUGGGUGGUUACACCGAUGUUCCCCCAUCCUUAACCAUCUCCACAGGCUCUUCAUUAUCUUCCACGAGUUCUUUCGAAACAGUCUUAGCAACCACAGGUGCUUCUCUGGGGUCGCUGGCAGCCCCCAAAGGGUCUUCGACACCUCCCAGAAGUCACCUAGCAGCUAUGCUUUCCUUAGCAACUUCCAAAGGCUCCUCUGCACCUCCUACGGACCCCUCGACCAUCUCCACCUUUACUCCGCCCCUUCCACACCUGCCUCGCAUGCAGCACUCUUGCCUCAACGUCACCACCAAGGAAGCGUCGCUUUCCGUGGAACUGAUGGGCGGGUGGGCUGGCGGGGCAGCCCUGGCCGCCGUCACCGGCUCCUUGUUAGCGGCCCUGAGCGCAGUGCUUCUGCUUCUCUACGCCUCGCGGCGGCUCAAGGAAAAAGGAUGCCGCCAUUCUCUGAAGAAGUACAUGCAGCACGCAGCCGCCAUUCCACUCAACGAGGUCUAUCCACCGCUGAUCAGCUUGUGGGACGCUGAGGGAGACCCGCCUACGCCGAUGGCGCCGCUUUCGCAACUGGCUCCGCCCACACCUCUGCCUCUGCCUCCCAUCACCGUAGGACACUCUCUUCUGCUGUCGCCCUCGGCUAGUCAGAUUGAUACAUCCAAGACGUAUCUAUGGCAACAGCCAUGAACAAGAUAUAUGAGAUGGGCAGGCCCACAACGCCUCUGACUCCGGCCACUGGCAGGAAACCUCCCCCCUCCCCACAGAUUUUAGGGUAUAGGAGUGGGGCUUCCAGAGUCUUCCCAAACCAUGUCCUUGCCUCCCACCAUACCCCCUUGCACAUCCAU
Gekko japonicus is the source of this 2780-nucleotide messenger RNA. Its product is annotated as leucine-rich repeat neuronal protein 1-like. The record is from RefSeq and is a predicted model, not a curated record. Bases 112 to 2622 code for a protein of 836 amino acids. The transcript has a single exon. NCBI's taxonomy places the organism in Eukaryota, Metazoa, Chordata, Lepidosauria, Squamata, Gekkonidae. Gene Ontology annotation, molecular function: protein binding.